Molecule: messenger RNA, 2386 nt
Organism: Syngnathus acus (greater pipefish)
Lineage: Eukaryota; Metazoa; Chordata; Actinopteri; Syngnathiformes; Syngnathidae
Gene: tdg.1
Product: thymine DNA glycosylase, tandem duplicate 1
Exons: 11
Coding region: 149-1582 (477 amino acids)
Biological process (GO): base-excision repair, AP site formation
Cellular component (GO): nucleus
Molecular function (GO): mismatch base pair DNA N-glycosylase activity
Source: RefSeq, a predicted model, not a curated record
GAAUGAGACUGCGCUGUCACGUCUUUGUUGCCCCUGAAGCUCUGUCAAUGUUCUGAAAAAAGAGCGGCAUAUGUGGGGAAAAUAAGACUGCUUCCCCGCCCGGAGAAUCGGAUUAAAACAACCGUUAGCUAGUUAAAGAACCCACAAGAUGGACAAUAAGCUGAACGGAUCCCUGCCUGUUGGCUCUUCGGAGUAUCUGCAACAGUGGAUUCAGUCAGCUCAGCGGUUCCAAGCCCUUCAAGCCCAAUAUUCGAACUACAACCAUCCGCCGCACUACCCGGAGGCACACACCGGGGGAGCAGCAGCAGCUCCACCGCACAUGGAUCAGCCUGAGCCUAUGAUGGAGCAGCAGGAGCCUGCUAACUUGACAAAACCUCCGCCCAAAAAGCGUGGCCGAGCAGCUCAGCCCAAGGAACCCAAGCCGCCAAAGGUCCCAAAGGAACCCAAACCUCCUAAAGCACCCAAACCUCCGAAAGCACCCAAACCUCCGAAAGAACCCAAACCUCCUAAAGCACCCAAGCCUCCGAAAGAACCCAAAGCGCCCAAGGGCAAACCAGGCCCGAAACCCAAAAAGGGCGCCGAGGGUCAGGCGGUCGACGGCAAGCAGGAGAAGAUCGAUGAGACCUUCAAAAAGGUGAAGAGGAAAGUGGAUCGUUUCAAGGGCAUGUCGGAGGAGGAAGUGAUGAAAAAGACCCUGCCGGACCUGCUGGACUACAAUCUGGACUAUGUCAUUAUCGGUAUCAAUCCGGGGCUAAUGGCCGCCUACAUCGGACGAUGGUUUCCUGGUCCUGGAAAUCAUUUUUGGAAGUGCCUCUUCCUUUCGGGAUUCACCGAAGAGCAGCUCAACCACAUGCACGACGACACAUUGCCCAGCAAGUACAAAAUGGGCUUCACCAACAUGGUGUCCAGGGCCACGCCGGGCAGUAAAGACCUGUCAAGCAAAGAGCUGCGCGAAGGAGGCAAAAUUCUUGUGGAGAAACUGAUGAAAUAUAAACCUCUCAUUGCCGUGUUCAAUGGAAAAUGCAUAUAUGAAAUGUUCUGUCGAGAGCUAUUUGGUAAAAAACCAAAAACGCUAGACUUUGGUUUGCAGCCGCACAAAAUUCCCGACUGUGAGGUGGCUCUGUACCUGAUGCCGUCCUCCAGCGCCCGUUGCGCUCAGUUCCCUCGCGCUCAGGACAAAGUGCACUUCUACAUCAAGCUGCGGGAGCUGCGCGACCAUCUCCAGGGCAUCCAGCGGCCCAAAGAGAUCGAGGAGAUAAAAUACUCGUUCAACCUACAAUUGGCCAAGGAGGACGCCAAGAGAGUAGCCAUCAAGGAGGAGCAGUACGAUCCCGGUUACGAGGACGCCUACGGAGGAGCUUAUGUCGAGCCGUCGGCCGAGGGAGGUCAGAGUCAGGCCAACGGGCAUUUUGACUCACCGAGCCAGGGAAAUAAUGCCGAAGAGGGAGGACAGAAUGCAGGCACGUCAAAGAGUUCCCAACUUCCCGACGGAGACGGGAUGACAGAAUCGCCAGCUGAUCAGAUUCCAGACGUGAGCGCAGAAGAAGGAGGUGGAGGAGCUAGCCAGGCCCCAGAUGUAUGAGGACAAAUUGUUUCUAUUUUUUUAACUUUUCUUCCUUAGUGGAAUAUACACGCCUAGAUAGACUUUGUAGACAUAUUGCAGAAUAUUCUCUCUGCGCAUUUUUAAAAUUUUAGUUUGUGGUUUGAUGAUCUCGACGGCAGCCAUUUUAAAAACAGGUGAAAAUGCAGGGACUUUUGUUUGGGCUGUCCAUGGAGAAACUUGGAAGUGGACUUGGAACUCUGCAACAGCUGAGAGCUGCAGAAAAGGAAAAGACAUAAUGGAAUGGAAAUGCUAACUUCAUUAGCAUUGUUGUCUUCUACUAUUCACAUUCCAACUCAACAGACAAAAGUAUUGGGACAUGCCUUUUAUAGUUCAAUCACUGUCUUAUGUCUCAAUACUUUUGUCCAGUGGACAAAAGUAUUGAGACACCUCUGUAAUGGGUUGUCCCCUGUCCCAAUACUUUUGUCCACUUCUAAAUCAAGCGAUGUGUCCCAAUACUCGGUCGACUCUCAUCUCCACUCUGUGUGCAAAUGAGAGUCCUACUUGAAGCCCUUAAUUCAAAACUUAGUCGCACUUGUUUUUCUUUUUUUUUUUUUUGUUACCUACGCUUCUUUGGUGCCCUUUUUGAAUCCUGUUUACAUUUGUACUGCACACUGAUGCAGUAAACAAGCGAGUAUACAAAAGAUGUUGUCUUUUGGAAUUACCUCAGCAGCCUUUUAUCAUAAAUUAAUUUUCUUUUAGGACUUUUUAGAAUCAAUUUACUGUUUGAAAAUGUCACAAGGGUUUUAUGAUUAUGUUGUGUCCAUUAAAAAUGUUCUGAUGGUG